AUGACCGAACAAAGAAAUGUAAUCGAGCUGGAAAGGUUACUAAAAGAGGCUCUGGAACGCGCCAGAGAAGCAGAGAAAGAACAACAGGAGGAGCGACGACGCGCCGAAGAAGCAGAGAGAGGACGACAGGAGGAGCGACGACGCGCCGAAGAAGCAGAGAGAGGACGACAGGAGGAGCGACGACAUGCCGAACAAGCAGAGAGAGGACGACAGGAGGAGCGGCGACGCGCCGAUAGAGAGCGGCAACGAGCCGAAGCUUCCGAGGAACAGACACGAUUAACAACAUUAGACGAAUACAUCGCUGCUUGUCAUCUCUCAGUAUUCUCUAGACUCGCCAUUGAAACAGACCCGCAGUUAACAUCGAGGGGUCUCAUAACCAAUCCACGUGAUAAAUGGUGUCCGGAAAAUCUGAGGCCAUGGCCCGACUUCCUGGAGCAGCAAAGAAUCAUCUUCGGCACACUCUACAAUACAUUCCCUACCGAGAGCCGUGUUUUCGAGAACCGAAACUUUCUGGCCGGCUUGGGAAAUAGAAUAUCCCAGCGACCAAUUGCGGACGAGAAGACCCUCGAAUAUUUUCUACAUAAUAGCGUGGAGGAUCCGGUCAGGGCCAUCCUAGAGCAGCUGAAAAGGGUGGAAGAGAUCGGUAGCGCCUAUCAAAUUGGAGAUGGUAUCAUCUUUGAGAACCAUCCUCACGCCAUCAGUGAUGUCGCCGAGGAGGUUGUUGCAAGGGCGACUCCAGCGUCACCGCCUCGGACGCCAAAUCACCGACGCGAUCUCAACCAGCUACGACCAGAUCAGAUCUGCGUUUACCGAGCCGACAGCUCCAUGUUAGCACCGCGUACCAUGGUCUAUGUUUGCGAGUACAAGCCCCCUCACAAGCUGACCGCUCCACACUUCCGUGUCGGGCUCCGGGCCAUGAAUAUCUACAAGGAAGUGGUAAACCGGAAGCUGAUACCGACCUCUGCAGACCCUGACGCGCGCUUUCAAUACCACGCAGAGAGGCUGGUGGCAUCUGCCAUUACGCAGACAUAUCACUACAUGAUGGAAAGUGGUCUUGAGUAUGGCCUGCUUACCACGGGCGAGACGAUUGUGUUUCUCAAAGUCGAUUGGGCCGAACCCCAAACUUUGUACUAUCAUUUGGCGGAACCUGGUCCUGAGGUAUUGGCUCAUCCGAACAAUGCGAACAUCUGUUCGGCUGUCGGUCAAUAUUUAGCAUUCACAUUAACGGCUCUCGGCGCGCCUGGGGACCGUCAGCAGCACGGACAAGAGGAGCGCCGGAGAGCUACAAAUGGCCUGAAGAAGUGGGCUGAGGAUUUCGAAACAACACUACGUUCUGUUCCAGAAAAUGAACGAUCGGCAUCCUCAGACAACUCAUCUUGCUAUAUACCUACCACCUAUGGAAAGGUCGAUCAUGACGAAGAAGCAGCGCCACAACCACCGAGUACUCCCACUCCCGCGGGACGAACUGCAGAAGUAGUUCGGCGCAGCCAACGUCUGGCGCGUCGACCUCGUCCAGGAGGAAGUGGCACGCAGGAGCAGCCGUACUGUUCACAGAGAUGCCUCUCGGGGCUGGUUCAAGGGGGGUUCCUGGAUUUGAAUUGCCCAAACGUAGCGCUUCACCGCAAGGGUGACACAGGCGGCCGUGAGCAUCAUCCUGUCGAUCAUGCCGAGUGGAUUCGCCUUCUUUGGAAACAGCUGGAGCAGUCUCUUGACGACGGAAUUACGCCCCUAGGCAACGGUGGUGCGCGGAGCGUACUUUUCCGAGUGACCCUGCUUACAUAUGGUUAUACCUUCGUCAGUAAGGGCACGGUGCAAGCCUUUGUCAAGGACCUCGAGAACGAAGCUGCUGUCUACCAGCGUCUCAGGCCGGUCCAAGGUGUGUACGUGCCCGUGUUCUUGGGCGCCAUUGACCUCCGAUCAAUGAGCAAGAUUUAUUACUAUGACUGCCGAGUGUACGUUGUGCAUAUGACAUUUUUAUCUUGGGGUGGAUUUGGUGUUUCGCAAUCGGUGAAUGGAGGCGACCGGCUGAAAUCCCUCCAAGAUGAGGCCAUUCGAGCACUGCAGGCCAUACACCAGGAGGGGGUGAUUCACCAGGAUGUACGAAUGGCGAACAUGUUGUUCAAUCCUGAGACGAACGGGGUCAUGCUGAUUGACUUUGAGCGGGCUUCAUUGCUCACUCGAGCUCGUCGCCCUUUGGCGCAGUUGGUGCCGAACAAGCGGAAACGAGGGCCAGGCAGGACGAAUCCUGGAAAGGUCGCUCAGACUCCAGAAGGUGGGAGAGACAGAGGUAGGUCAUUUGUGGAGGACAUUUUGACAAUGAGAACUGUAUUCAGUGGAUCCAUCUACCAGCGUCGAAAGGUGUAG
Truncatella angustata is the source of this 2364-nucleotide messenger RNA. RefSeq lists its product as uncharacterized. The transcript is spliced from 2 exons. The record is from RefSeq and is a predicted model, not a curated record. Gene Ontology annotation, biological process: protein phosphorylation. The coding region runs from base 1 to 2364 and encodes 787 amino acids. NCBI's taxonomy places the organism in Eukaryota, Fungi, Ascomycota, Sordariomycetes, Amphisphaeriales, Sporocadaceae. Gene Ontology annotation, molecular function: ATP binding; protein kinase activity.